This is a messenger RNA of Eptesicus fuscus (big brown bat), 1275 nucleotides long. RefSeq names its product bone morphogenetic protein 10 (gene BMP10). Gene Ontology annotation, molecular function: growth factor activity; cytokine activity. Gene Ontology annotation, cellular component: extracellular region. Lineage: Eukaryota; Metazoa; Chordata; Mammalia; Chiroptera; Vespertilionidae. The record is from RefSeq and is a predicted model, not a curated record. The transcript is spliced from 2 exons. Bases 1 to 1275 code for a protein of 424 amino acids. Gene Ontology annotation, biological process: SMAD protein signal transduction; BMP signaling pathway.
AUGGAUUCCCUGGCCCUGCAGCUGUGCGCUCUCCUCUGCCUAGCGGCUCACUCUGCCUCUGGAAGCCCCAUCAUGAGCCUGGAGCAGUCGCCUCUGGAAGAAGACAUGCCCCUCUUCGAUGAUGUCUUCUCAGAGCAAGAUGGUGUUGACUUUGACACCCUGCUGCAGAGCAUGAAGAAUGAGUUUCUCAAGACAUUGAACCUGUCUGACAUCCCCAUGCAGGAUUCAGCCAAGGUUGACCCACCAGAGUACAUGUUGGAACUCUACAACAAAUUUGCCACGGACCGCACCUCCAUGCCAUCUGCCAACAUCAUCAGGAGUUUCAAAAAUGAAGAGUUGAUUUCCCAACCAGCCAGUUUUAAUGGGCUCAGAAAAUACCCUCUCCUCUUCAAUGUGUCCAUCCCCCACCAUGAAGAGGUCAUCAUGGCUGAACUUAGGUUGUACACACUGGUGCAAAGAGAUCGCAUGAUAUAUGAUGGAGUGGACCGGAAAAUUACCAUUUUUGAAGUACUUGAGAGCACAGAGGACAAUGAAGGUGAAAGAAACAUGCUGGUCUUGGUGUCAGAGGAGAUUUAUGGAACCAACAGUGAGUGGGAGACUUUCGACGUCACCAGUGCCAUCAGACGUUGGCAAAAGUCAGGUUCAUCCACCCACCAGCUGGAAGUCCACAUUGAGAGCAGACACGAGGAAACCGAGGACACUGGCAGGGGACAACUGGAAAUAGACACCAGCGCCCAGAAUAAGCAUGUCCCUUUGAUUGUCGUGUUUUCUGAUGACCAAAGCAGUGAGAAGGAACAGAAAGAGGAACUGAGUGACAUGAUCACCCAUGAGCAACUUCUGGAUCUGGACAACCAGGGCCUGGAUGGUUAUUCCAGUGGUCCCGGGGAAGAGGCUCUGCUGCAGAUGAGGUCAAACAUCAUCUAUGACUCCACUGCCCGCAUCAGAAGGAAUGCCAAAGGAAACUACUGCAAGAGGACCCCGCUCUACAUCGACUUCAAGGAGAUUGGCUGGGACUCUUGGAUCAUCGCCCCGCCUGGAUAUGAAGCCUACGAGUGUCGUGGUGUUUGCAACUACCCCCUGGCAGAGCAUCUCACACCCACAAAACAUGCGAUUAUCCAGGCCUUGGUCCACCUCAAGAAUUCCCAGAAGGCUUCCAAAGCCUGCUGUGUGCCAACCAAGCUGGAGCCCAUCUCCAUCCUCUAUUUAGACAAAGGCGUUGUCACUUACAAGUUUAAAUAUGAAGGCAUGGCUGUUUCUGAGUGUGGCUGCAGAUAG